CUAGCCGUUGCCUCAGUGACCCCCCACACGCUCCGUUCUCACGAGUUCUUCUCCAUCCUUCCUCCUCCUCCUCCCUCUCUCUCCGGUCUCCGCCGAGCACGAGCGCCUCCAGAUCCCCGUCCGCGUCGACGGAUUCUCGCUCGCGCCCGCCCCCGUCGCCCUCCGCUGCACCGUGCCGGGACGACCGGCGUGGCGGUGGGGAUCCGCCCGUGCUGCCUUGGAUUGGUCCGAUUUGCUGCUUGUUGCGGAUUUGCUGUUCGCUGCCUGCGCGCGCGGAGUGCUGAUAGCGGCGUAUUCCCUCGGGGGAAUCGGGGGCUUCAACUGAACGCGCGCUAUCGCCUGCUGGAGGUCUGCCUUCUGGCUGACAGUUCAGAUUGAAGUGUACACCAACAAGGACUACAGAAAUGGUUGCAUCAAGACCACCAGGCACCCCUAACACCAAGAUUGAGCGCACACCAACCCGUACCCCUGGGGGCAGCGCCAGGCCCAAGGAGGAGAAAAUAUUUGUCACGGUAAGGGUGCGGCCAUUGAGCAAGAAGGAGCUGGCCGUCAAGGACCAGGCUGCCUGGGAAUGUGCUGACGGUCAGACAAUUAUAUACAAGGGCCCCCCACAGGACCGGGCUGCACCCACCUCUUACACUUUUGAUAAGGUGUUUGGGCCGAGUUGUCAGACAGAUUUGGUUUACGAAGACGGAGCUAAGGAUGUUGCUAUGUCUGCGUUGACAGGCAUCAAUGCCACCAUUUUUGCUUAUGGUCAGACUAGCAGUGGCAAGACAUAUACCAUGAGAGGUGUGACAGAGAGUGCUGUUUGUGAUAUUUACAGGCACAUGGAAAAUACCCCUGAGAGGGAAUUUGUUAUCAAGAUAUCUGCUAUGGAAAUCUACAAUGAGGUUGUGAAGGAUCUUCUACAACCUGAAUCUGGUCCCCUUCGGUUGUUAGAUGAUCCCGAGAAAGGACCCAUCGUGGAGAAGUUGGACGAACAAAUUGCCAAGGACAGAGAACAUCUGAGGCAUCUAAUCGGCAUUUGCGAAGAACAAAGACAGGUUGGGGAGACUGCACUGAAUGACACCAGUUCUCGUUCCCACCAAAUCAUUAGGCUGACAGUGGAGAGUAAGCUCCGUGAAGUGUCAGGCUGCGUUAAAUCUUUUGUUGCUACUCUAAAUUUUGUUGACCUUGCUGGAAGCGAAAGAGUUGCACAAACACAUGCAAUUGGUGCAAGAUUGAAAGAAGGCUGCCAUAUAAAUCUCAGUUUGCUGACUUUGACUAAAGUCAUCCGGAAACUAAGCUCAGAGAAAAGAAGUGGACACAUACCAUAUCGUGAUUCGAAGCUCACACGUAUUUUGCAACUUUCUUUGGGUGGCAAUGCAAGAACGGCCAUCAUCUGUACCAUGAGCCCAGCCCUGACACACGUAGAGCAAUCUAGAAAUACUUUAUUCUUUGCAGCAUGUGCCAAGGAGGUCACAAAUACCGCAAAAGUUAAUAUGAUUGUUUCUGAUAAGCAACUCGUGAAGCACCUUCAAACUGAAGUUGCUAGGCUAGAAGCAGAACUACAAACCCCUGAUCGUGCAUCCUCUUCUGAGAUCCUCAGAAUAGAGAAGGACAGGAAAAUCAGACAGAUGGAAAUAGAAAUGGAAGAACUCAAGAAAGAACGAGAUAAUGCAUGUUCACAACUUGAAGAACUACGAAAGAAGAUGGGUGACAACCAGCAAGGUUGGAAUCCCUUUGACUCACCGCAAAAUGCCCGGAAGUGUCUGACAUUUUCUGGGUCACUACAGCCUAGUAAAAUGAUCAAGAUAAGGAACUCAAUUAGACAAUCAUCCACUGCUCCCUUAACGCUAAAGCAUGAAAUUCGCAAACUCGAGCAGCUACAACAGCAGCUUGAGGUUGAAGCGAACCGAGCUAUUGAAGUAUUACACAAGGAGGUUGAAUGCCACAAGCAUGGCAACCAAGAUGCAGCGGAAACUAUCGCUAAGCUUCAGGUAGAAAUCAGGGAGAUGCAAUCCGUUAGACCUGAGAACAGAGACGUUGAGAUGAUUACAGAUGACGGGAAUGGGUCUGAUUUGAAAGAUGAAAUCAGUAGACUUCAUAUGCAAGAUAAUGAUAUUGCCAAACUUGAGGCGAAACUAGAAAAUGUACAGAAGUCUCUUGAUAAAUUGGUGAUGUCACUUCCAAAUGUUGGCACACAGUGUAAUGAAUCUUCCACAAAGUCCAAUGCAUCAAAAAAGAAGAGGAGGGUGUUUCUUCCGAUGGGCAUGAACAACAUAAACAAAGCAAUAAGAGCACCUUGCUCUCCGCACUCUUCUAGUAGACCUUCAGAAUCGGAUGUUGAGAACAAAGCUCCAGAUGGCCACACGGUAUCUCAUGGGGAUUCAGAAAAGGCUACUCCCAUGAAAAAUGAAGAGAAUGGAGAUGUAUCAUCACGUGAUGGAACACCACGCAAUAGGCGAUCCAGCUCAGUAAACAUGAAGAAGAUGCAGAGGAUGUUCCAAAAUGCAGCUGAAGAAAAUGUAAGGAACAUCAGGGAUUAUGUGACCGAGCUGAAGGAGAGAGUGGCGAAACUUCAGUACCAAAAGCAGCUGCUUGUCUGCCAGGUCUUGGAAUUGGAAUCUAAUGAAGGAAAACAAAAUGACAUGGAAGAAGAUCUGGAGGAAACUUCGGGAUGUCUACAAGAUGGCCUUGAGCCAUGGGACGGAUUAUUUAAGGCGCAGAUGCAGCACAUUAUCCAGCUAUGGGAUCUCUGUCAUGUAUCGAUCAUACACAGAACCCAGUUCUAUCGGCUGUUCAGGGGGGAUAGGGCUGAUCAGAUAUACAUCGAAGUUGAAGUUCGAAGAUUGCUAUGGUUGCAGCAGCAUUUGGACGAAGUUGGUGAUGCAAGCCCUGCUGGACCUGGUGAUGACCUUGCAGUUUCUCGUGCCUCAAGCAUCAAAGUGUUGAGGAAUGAGCGAGAAUUUCUCGCAAGACGGAUGGGCUCCAGGCUGACGGAAGAGGAGAGGGAGCGCCUGUUCAUCAAAUGGCAGGUCCCCCUCGAGGCGAAGCAUCGGAAGCUGCAGCUGGUGAACAAGCUGUGGACAGACCCUGAUGAUCAAGUGCACAUCGAGGAGAGCGCCGACACAGUUGCCCGAUUGGUCGGUUUCUGCGAGGGUGGCAACAUCAGCAAGGAGAUGUUUGAGCUCAACUUCGCGGUCCCCGCAUGUAGGAAGCCGUGGCUGAUGGGCUGGCGGCCAAUUUCGAACAGGAUCAAGGAGAGAGCUCAAACUUUGGUAACUCAGACCAUCAGGCCAUGACACUGAAGGAGAAAAGGCCAUGCAAUUUCAUCAUGUCCAGAUGACCUGUUCUGGUUUGAACAGGGAGGGAGGAUAGUGUAGGUAUUGAAGUUUGGAAAUGAUUAUAAGCCCUGUCAAGGUAAACCUGUGGGAUUAUGCGGUUCAGGUUUUCGAGGUUGUACUACAUGGCCUAAGAGGAUGGUUCUUCCUCUGGCUCUCAUGUCCUGGCCUUUCAGUGUCACCAAUGGAGAUGGAGGGAGCACUGGAAGUAACGAAAUUAGGGCUCUGGCAGUCGUCCACCUGGCCGGUAGAUAUACUGUGGUAGGAAUUACUAGUCGAAACUACAUUUUAGAACCAUGUUUGUGUCCAAAACAUUACUUCUUUGUGAAGCAGAGUAUUUCAUGGUCAAAAGCAGAAAAUAUUUUAUGGU
Lolium perenne is the source of this 3693-nucleotide messenger RNA. RefSeq names its product kinesin-like protein KIN-7A. The record is from RefSeq and is a predicted model, not a curated record. Gene Ontology annotation, biological process: microtubule-based movement. Gene Ontology annotation, molecular function: microtubule binding; ATP binding; microtubule motor activity. NCBI's taxonomy places the organism in Eukaryota, Viridiplantae, Streptophyta, Magnoliopsida, Poales, Poaceae.